ACCGAACGACGACAUCUCCCUUCCACACAACAGCCCCCUCGACUGCGUAACUUGUCGCAAUCAUGGCUGUCGGAAAGAACAAGCGCCUUUCAAAGGGCAAGAAGGGCCUCAAGAAGAAGACGAUGGACCCCUUCACCCGUAAGGAUUGGUACCAAGUCAAGGCCCCUUCUUCCUUCCAAAUUCGAGAUGUCGGCAAAACUCUCGUCAACCGAACCACCGGUCUCAAGAACGCAAAUGAUGCAUUGAAGGGCAGAAUCUUCGAGGUUUCUUUGGCGGAUCUGCAGAAGGAUGAGGACCACGCAUUCCGAAAGAUCAAGCUCCGGGUUGAUGAGGUCCAAGGGAAGAACUGCCUCACCAACUUCCACGGUCUCGAUUUCACAUCCGACAAGCUGCGAUCUCUCGUCCGAAAGUGGCAAUCUUUGAUUGAGGCCAAUGUCACAGUCAAGACCACCGAUGACUACCUCCUCCGCCUGUUCGCCAUUGCCUUCACCAAGCGCCGACCCAACCAAAUCAAGAAGACCACCUAUGCCGCCUCCUCGCAGAUCAGAGCUAUCCGAAAGAAGAUGACCGAGAUCAUUCAACGCGAAGCCUCCAGCUGCACCCUCACACAACUCACAGCCAAGCUCAUCCCCGAGGUCAUCGGUCGUGAGAUUGAGAAGGCUACCCAAGGCAUCUACCCAUUACAAAAUGUCCACAUCCGCAAAGUCAAGCUCCUGAAGGCACCCAAGUUCGACCUCGGCGCUCUCCUCAACCUCCACGGCGAGUCAAACACAGAUGAGUCGGGUCAAAAGGUCGAGCGGGAGUUCAAGGAGAAGGUGUUGGAUGAGGUAUGAACGGCCGGGUAGACUUAUACUGGGGUGUUUCGACUGGUCAUUUGCAUGUAGUCAGGUCUUGCUUUGGGCAUACGGCGUGACUUGUGUGGGUCUAGCAUAGGGCUAGCACAAAAUAAAUUUCCAAAAAUUAUUCCAAAGGUGCCUGUUACUGUGG
Messenger RNA from Hyaloscypha bicolor E, 987 nucleotides. Its product is annotated as putative 40S ribosomal protein S1. Gene Ontology annotation, biological process: translation. Gene Ontology annotation, molecular function: structural constituent of ribosome. The coding region runs from base 63 to 833 and encodes 256 amino acids. Gene Ontology annotation, cellular component: cytosol; ribosome. The record is from RefSeq and is a predicted model, not a curated record. Lineage: Eukaryota; Fungi; Ascomycota; Leotiomycetes; Helotiales; Hyaloscyphaceae. The transcript has 5 exons.